CAUCGCAGAAGAGAGAUGCGCCGGAAAGGGGGUUCAUGGAGGGGUUGUCGCCAUUCGACCUCACCACAUUUCUGUGUCCUUGAGCUCGCGAAGAGAGAGAGAUUGACGGAAGAGGGUGACGCGCACGGGAGAGGAAGAAACUGCCUCUGCGCCGCCGUCGUUGACAAGCCCAGCCGCCUCGCCAUUGUUGCCACCGUUGGUAUUGUCGCUGGUGAGAAGAAGACGCUGCUGCAUUUGGUUGUUGCCAUCACAUCUCCCAUCUCUGCCGCAGCUGAGAACGCACAAGGGGCAGACGUGUGGAGGGAGGAAGACGGAGGAAGAAGGAGGAGGCGCCGUUCGUGUUGCUGCACCCAGCCGUCGUCGCCACUGUUGCAGGUUCCAUCAUCGGGAUCCACUGCCGCUGCCGUCACUGGAGUUCUGAUCGCUGUUGGAGAUCGUCGGAGCCACUGCGGCUUCGUUCCCCCACUUAUCCUCGAUUUAAUAAGGAACUGUGGUUGAGACUGUGCUGUUGCAGGCUGAGAGAAAGUGUUUUUGUCGCGUGGUUAAGUCGCAAUCGAGGUAGGGGCA
Molecule: messenger RNA, 567 nt
Organism: Arachis ipaensis
Lineage: Eukaryota; Viridiplantae; Streptophyta; Magnoliopsida; Fabales; Fabaceae
Source: RefSeq, a predicted model, not a curated record